GGCCAUUGUAGUCCGUAACCGUUCUCAAUUAUCCAUCUGUCAUGUCAGUCAAUUUUCGUUGUAUGGUGUCAAGUAAAGAAACGUGAAAAUUGCUCAUCCCCUUUGUAAAAUUCAAAUGAGUUAAUUUGCUCUUUCAUCCUACACUUCAGCAGUGACGAAACAGGAUACCUAUUUUUUAUCACAUUCUGCCCCAACACACAUGUCAAAAUUAGUGAAACUUCAAAUGUCUCCACCGAGGACAGACUCAAAUUUUGUUGAAGUGAAGAGCAAAUUUGUGGCUGAAUUUAGAAGAUUCAGUCUGAACAAGAAAGUGUUGCCAAAGUAUGAAGAUUUCAGAAAAUUGCUUGAACAACUACAUGGCUUACAAAUCGAACCUUUCUACAUAAGUUAUACAGAUCCAAAUGAUGGUGAUCUACUGCCUAUCAACAAUGAUGACAACUUUGCCAGAGCUUUGCAGGCAGCACGUCCUUUAUUGAGAAUUCAUAUACAAAGAAGAGGAGAAUCACAAGAUGAUGAACUGCAUCAGCACUUGGCCUCUAAAAAGAAUAUCAUAUCGUCAAUACUAGGAACACCUAAAACCAGACCACACAUUAGUAUAUCAUACCCAAAGGAAUUUCGACAAGUUUCAGCUAUUAUUGAUGUAGAUGUUGUGCCCGAUUCCUGCCGUCGAGUAAGGCUGCUCAAGCAUGGCUCUGAACGACCGCUUGGAUUUUACAUUCGGGAUGGCACGUCCGUACGGGUCACGCCUGAUGGAUUAGAAAAAGUCCCCGGAAUAUUUAUUUCAAGAUUGGUUCCUGGCGGAUUGGCCGAAUCAACUGGUCUUCUUGCCGUCAACGACGAAGUGUUGGAAGUGAAUGGAAUUGAAGUUGCCGGCAAGUCACUAGACCAGGUAACCGACAUGAUGGUUGCCAACAGCGCCAACUUGAUCAUCACGGUUAAGCCGGCCAACCAGCGAGGUGUACUGACUUUGUCACGAACUUCGCAUAAUGACACUAUGACGUCUUAUUCGACCAUAGCGUCAAUGGUUCACUCCGACGAGGACCAUGAAGAAGACGAGGCCGACGACUUAGACGAGAUUAAAGAUCUAACCAUGCAGACCAGUGCUAGCAGUGGAAGCGAUAGGACCAGCAACGCAAAAGAUGAUGGCAUCCUUCACUUAUAAGAUAUCAUGAUUUAAGGUCGAUAAUUCCCUUGUUGAAAUAAGGGGAAAAAACAUUCCGUUCAAGUCCCUAUUUUUUAAGCAAAUGAAAGUGUAUAAAAUAAAGUGUCAUCUUUUGCCUAAGUGUGCGCAAAGUUCUUGGUCCAUGCGUGCAAUUAGCUCCCGUCCAUUCUUCUAUGUCUUUUUCCCUAGAUUUCUAGUUAAGAGAAACGUGUGUGCCUUCCAACAUUUACCGGCCUUUUAUUGGUAACUUGCAAAUGACUAAACGAUGAAUCAAGCUCUACUCGAUUCAUCGGCACAAAUACAAUCGUAAAGAACA
This is a messenger RNA of Daphnia carinata, 1478 nucleotides long. It is a transcript of the gene par-6, whose product is annotated as partitioning defective 6 homolog gamma-like. The coding region runs from base 200 to 1162 and encodes 320 amino acids. Gene Ontology annotation, biological process: centrosome cycle. The record is from RefSeq and is a predicted model, not a curated record. Gene Ontology annotation, molecular function: protein binding. The transcript has 6 exons. Lineage: Eukaryota; Metazoa; Arthropoda; Branchiopoda; Diplostraca; Daphniidae.